Messenger RNA from Scheffersomyces coipomensis, 929 nucleotides. RefSeq lists its product as uncharacterized. The transcript has a single exon. The coding region runs from base 95 to 913 and encodes 272 amino acids. Lineage: Eukaryota; Fungi; Ascomycota; Pichiomycetes; Serinales; Debaryomycetaceae. Gene Ontology annotation, molecular function: catalytic activity. The record is from RefSeq and is a predicted model, not a curated record. Gene Ontology annotation, biological process: DNA repair.
AAUAAUUAAACCAUGUACAUAGAAUUCGCACUAACUUUUCAGAACGCGAUAAUAAAUAUAUAUAUAUAAAUACAACACAUUUAUACUGUAAGUCAUGAGUAAGGAAUUUGACCAUAUAGUGAAGGCUGGUACUGAUCUAUAUAAGUUGAUCAUUGAGGAGAUAUCAAAUCAAUCAGUUAAGAAAUAUGGUGGUGAUAAGUAUACAUUCGAACAAUUGACUAAUUGGAGACAAGUUGAGUUACCAUCUAUACUUGAAGAAAGAUUCAAAAGUAAAAAGCACACUUGGUUAACAAAGGAUGAGUUAGUGUUACUAAUGGACUGGAAACUUGCAGCCGGUAAGUUCAGACCUAUGUUACCAAAGUUAAUUAAGAGCAAUGAAGCUGACGUGGUCAAGGAGACUACAACAGCUGGUUUUGAUAUUUUGCUACAAUUCAAAGACAGAUUUGGUACCAAACAAUAUCAAGACACAGUUAAAAGCUCUUUGAAAAAGUUAUCUGAAUUGAGAGGAGUAGGACCAGCUACAGCUAGUUUGAUGUUGUCUUUGCUCCAUAAGAUAAAUGAAAAGCUUGCUCCCCCAUUCUUCAGUGAUGAAAGUUUCAUUUAUUACGUGGUAGAGCCAACGCGUCCAGGAACACCCAUCAAAUACAAUGUAAAAGAAUAUAUUGAAGAACUCUUGCCUGUAUACUUCAAACUUGUGAGUAAUAGAAAAGACAUCAGCAUACAGGUGUUCGAAAGAGGUGCUUGGUCACUUGAACAAAUCUAUUUGAAUAGACUUCAUAAAUUAUCCGAUGUGAAAAUACCGUUUACUGUCGAUGAAACAGACAUUAAAGCAUUUAAUGAUACAGAUGGAUCAAACUCUACAAAGAAGGAGGAUCUAGACGAUGGUCCUCAAAAGAAGAAAAGACGGAAGUAGAUUGAUUUAUAAUAAA